Messenger RNA from Parasteatoda tepidariorum (common house spider), 597 nucleotides. The record is from RefSeq and is a predicted model, not a curated record. Lineage: Eukaryota; Metazoa; Arthropoda; Arachnida; Araneae; Theridiidae.
AUGACAUCUGCUUCUACAUCUGACAUUUUUCAAUUUAAAAUAACUUUGAAGGGGGCCCAACCUCUCAUAUGGCGUCGUAUUCAAAUUUCUAAAAAUGCGACUUUCGAAAAAUUCCAUUUGGCUGUAAAUAAAUCCAUGGGUUGGAAUGAAUCGCAUGUGCACGAAUUCCGUUUAAAGACUAAGACUGAUGUCAUUGGCCCUAAAGAUAGAAGUUGUUUUAUUGACGCUAUGUGUUGGGAUAACGUACUUGGAAAACGAAAUAUCCUGGAUGAAUCUAAGAUUAAGAUAUCUACUCAUUUUAAUAAGCCGAAGGACUCGAUGGUGUACGUGUAUGAUCUGGGUGAUAGAUGGACACAUAGCAUUGUUUUAGAAGAAAUCCUGCAAUCUCUUCCUAAGAAAAAAUAUCCUGUUUGUCUGGAUGGCAGAAGAGCUUGUCCUCCUGACGAUUGCGGUGGAGAACCUGGUUUUAAAGAUCUGCUUGAAAUUUUGUCUAAUCCUCGCCACCCUGAAUUUAAAGAAAAGAAGGAAUGGUUAUGUUAUAUUGGUAAAAGAAAUUGGAAACCUGAAGUUUUUGAUGUUAAGUCUGUCAAAUCGUGA